Oryza brachyantha (malo sina) is the source of this 1257-nucleotide messenger RNA. Its product is annotated as serine/arginine-rich splicing factor RS2Z33. Lineage: Eukaryota; Viridiplantae; Streptophyta; Magnoliopsida; Poales; Poaceae. Gene Ontology annotation, biological process: mRNA splicing, via spliceosome. The transcript has 7 exons. Gene Ontology annotation, molecular function: zinc ion binding; mRNA binding. The coding region runs from base 66 to 1064 and encodes 332 amino acids. The record is from RefSeq and is a predicted model, not a curated record. Gene Ontology annotation, cellular component: nuclear speck.
GCGAGCUCCCGUCCGCCGCCGCCGCCGCCGCAUCCGCCCCGGCCUAGGGUUUCGCCUCCAAGGAGAUGCCUCGCUAUGAUGAUCGUUAUGGAAACACACGCCUGUAUGUUGGUAGACUGUCCUCCCGCACUCGUUCUCGUGACCUAGAAUAUCUUUUCAGCAGAUAUGGAAGAAUACGUGAAGUGGAGUUGAAGCGCGACUAUGCAUUUAUUGAGUUCAGUGAUUCUCGCGAUGCUGAAGAUGCGCGGUACAACUUAGAUGGCAGGGAUGUUGAUGGAAGCCGCAUUCUUGUCGAGUUCGCUAAAGGGGUUCCACGUGGUCCUGGUGGUUCACGUGAAUAUAUGGGGAGAGGACCUCCUCCGGGAACAGGUCGUUGUUUUAACUGUGGGAUUGAUGGUCACUGGGCAAGAGACUGCAAGGCAGGUGACUGGAAGAAUAAAUGUUACCGAUGUGGAGAAAGAGGUCACAUAGAAAGAAACUGCCAAAACAGUCCAAGAAAUCUCAGGCGCGAGAGAAGUUAUUCGCGCUCCCCAUCGCCACGCCGUGGACGUGGUCGCAGUCGGAGCUAUAGCCGAAGCCGGAGCCGGAGCCGGAGUUACAGCCAGUCUAGGUCCAGGUCCCUGUCUGGAUCCCCGAGGGGACGCAGAGAUCGUGAUGAUAGGAGAUCAAGGAGUCUUAGCUACAGCAGAAGUCCAAGGCGAUCUGUCUCUCCUGCAGCAAAUGAGAAGGAGCGCAGCCGCACCCCUGAUGGUAGUCGGAGCCCAAGGAGUCCACGGGACCGUGUGAGCCCACCACCCAAGGAUAAUGGUGAGCGUAAUGGUUCAGAACAUGGUGACAGCCCCAGGGGCAGGAGCAGGAGCCCAUCUGAUGGCUACCGUAGCCCUGCGGCUGCUGCCAAUGGGCGCAGCCCAAGUCCAAGGAACAACGGGAGCCCUAGUCCAAUGGACAACGAUAGCCGAGGUCCGAGGGACAAUGGCAGCCCAAGCCCUAGGGAUGGAAAUGGCGACGGUGGCAGCCGUGGUGGCUCACGUUCACCCAGAGCUAGCGAGUCCCCCGAAGCCUGAAAUAUAAUCGCAGCAGCAGUCCUGUGGCGUUCUGAUUGUGGAUGUCAUGCUAUGUUUGUAAUGGUUAUAUUCCCGGUUUAAGAAGACUGAGACAAUUGUAUUUGCUGUUUUUCUCAAAACGACAGCGUAUUUUCCUUACCUGAAUGACUGUUGCUAUUGAUGUGUAAUGAAUGGAUCGGUGAACUUCCUACUA